Molecule: messenger RNA, 1116 nt
Organism: Chaetomium strumarium
Lineage: Eukaryota; Fungi; Ascomycota; Sordariomycetes; Sordariales; Chaetomiaceae
Product: glycoside hydrolase
Exons: 3
Coding region: 166-861 (231 amino acids)
Source: RefSeq, a predicted model, not a curated record
GUCAUGGCGCCAUGGGAGCUGGGAGGACUGUUAUUAUAUAACUACUAAUAGCUUGUUGGUUCAAGCGAGGUCUGCAUGACCUUUACACUUUACAGCUGGCCAACUCGGUCAACUCCCACAACUGCAGACUAUACUCCCAACCAGCCUUGAAGAAUCGGAAUCGGAAUGCAGCUCCUUGCGACUCUGCUGCUUGCCGCUAUGGCAGUGGAAGCACAUUACACCUUCCCCAGGCUCGUCGUCAACGGCCAGGCCGAGGAGAAGGACUGGUCGGCCACGCGCAUGACCAAGAACGCGCAGAGCAAGCAGGGCGUCGAGAACCCGACCAGCCCGGACAUCCGCUGCUACAGCUCGCAGACGGCGCCCAACGUGGCCAUGGUGCCCGCCGGUUCGACCAUCCACUACGUCUCGACCCAGCAGAUCAACCACCCGGGGCCGACGCAGUACUACCUCGCCAAGGUCCCUGCGGGCGCAUCGGCCAAGACCUGGGACGGAUCGGGCGCCGUCUGGUUCAAGAUCGCCACGACGAUGCCCAGCGUGGAUGGCAACAAGCAGAUGGUCUGGCCGGGGCAGAACACAUACGCAACAGUCAACACCACCAUCCCCGCCAACACCCCGGACGGCGAGUACCUCCUCCGGGUCGAGCAGAUCGCCCUGCACAUGGCCAUGCAGCCCAACAAGGCCCAGUUCUACCUCGCCUGCUCGCAGAUCCGCGUCACGGGCGGCGGUGGUGGUGGCAGUCCCGGCCCGCUCGUGGCGCUGCCGGGCGCCUACAAGAGCAACGACCCGGGCAUCCUGGUCAAUCUGAAUGCCAUCCAGCCGGGGGAGUACCAGCCGCCGGGGCCUGCUGUGUGGAGGGGGUGAGAUAUAUCAUAUCCGUGAGGGAAUGAGAGACCUGGUUAUGUGAAUUGUGACUUAUGUAAGAGAUCCAUGUGUAAAGAGGUCGUCACACUAUCCAAGGAGACGUGAGCGAAAUGGCCGCUUACACAUCAUUCAUGAUUCAUGAUCAUGCUACAUCAACAGCUCGUUGACGCCAUGGAGCCCACUUGUGACACCCAGUUUCCACCAAGCGAGCAAAUUGUAGUACUCCAAAGUCUCCAAGAUCUCCGAUCACCAUGG